UACAAGAUCUCUUUGUUCUAUACUCUAGUACAUUGAUGAGCCAUGGAAAUUUGGCCUGUCUGUAUUGACUAGAGAUACUCAUGGCAAGCCAGGGCUUGUUAUUGGGCAGACAUUGAUAAUGUAGCAUGAGAUGCGUGUUCUUUAAGAACGUCACCUUCAUCCCUUGCGGCUUUACAACGAAACAUAAAUGAAAGCUUACAAACUGAACUAUAAUGGUGUGUUGUCAAGGACAACAGCACAGGUUCAGUGAGGUCACCCCUUAGGUCAUUUGAUGUAGUUUUAUAUCUGUGAAUAAGAUAGAUAUUAGUUGAAUAAUUGAGAACCUGGGUCCUUGUCCUUAUCCUCUAUGUGAUAGAAGCAUAUAGAUUUGUUUAUUAUGUGUAGUUGAAUCUGAUCUUGAUAUUUGGCAACUUCUGGCAAGCAUAUAAGGAGCAUCAAUAUCAGGGAACUCCAGGCAAAACAGGGUUUUCAGUUUUCCUUGGUUUAAGAUUCAAUCUAUGUAAUGGAUGAUCAAGAAGUGAAGUUGCUAGGUGUGUGGGGAAGCUGUCCUAGCAAAAGAGUGGAAAUUGCACUGAAACUGAAGGGCAUCAGUUACGAAUUUGUUGCCCAAGAUCUGUCCAACAAGAGUCCUGAGCUUCUUGAGUACAACCCUGUCCAUAAACAAGUCCCUGUGCUAUUACACAACGGGAAGCCAAUCUGUGAGUCUCUGGUUAUUCUCGAGUACAUUGAUGAGACCUGGAAGUCUGGACCUUCUAUAUUGCCUGAAGAUCCUCAUGCCAGAGCUGUGGCUCGUUUCUGGGCAAGAUUCAUCGACGAAAAGUGCUUCCCUGCUAUAUUGAGGAUCAAAAGGAGCCAAGGGGAGGAGGAAAUGGAGAAAGCUAUUGAAGAAGCCACGGAGUUAUUGAAAACACUUGAAAGUGAGCUCGAAGGCAAAAAGUUCUUUGGCGGAGAUGAGAUUGGACUAGUUGACAUUGCUGGUAACUUCGUAGCUCUCUGGCUCGGUGUCAUGCUGGAGUUGGUGGGAAUAACAUUGCUUACAGAAGAGAAGUUCCCGAGAUUAUGUCAAUGGGUUGAUGAUUACCUUAAUUGCAGCAUUAUUAAGGAAACUCUGCCUGCCAGAGAAGACCUAUUAGACCGCUUUCGUGCUAUCUCUCGAUGGCUGGCUAAGAACAACAGGUGAAUAGGUGAUUAGAGAUGCUUUUGCCAGACGAUGGCUUAUUUCCGGGGCAGAGAUUGAUGUUGUAGUACGCGAUUCAUUUCCAUUGCUCAUUGAUGCAAAUGUUGAAUCUUCUAGGACUUCUGUAUCAAGAUCUUUAUAUUACUGGAACAAUCUGAUGCUCACAUUUCA
Molecule: messenger RNA, 1348 nt
Organism: Daucus carota subsp. sativus
Lineage: Eukaryota; Viridiplantae; Streptophyta; Magnoliopsida; Apiales; Apiaceae
Product: probable glutathione S-transferase
Exons: 2
Coding region: 503-1180 (225 amino acids)
Biological process (GO): glutathione metabolic process
Cellular component (GO): cytoplasm
Molecular function (GO): glutathione transferase activity
Source: RefSeq, a predicted model, not a curated record